Molecule: messenger RNA, 987 nt
Organism: Candidozyma haemuli
Lineage: Eukaryota; Fungi; Ascomycota; Pichiomycetes; Serinales; Metschnikowiaceae
Product: phosphoglycerate mutase family protein
Exons: 1
Coding region: 1-987 (328 amino acids)
Cellular component (GO): cytoplasm
Molecular function (GO): phosphatase activity
Source: RefSeq, a predicted model, not a curated record
AUGUCCCUUUUAUACCCUUCGCCCAACGACCGCAGAGAUGCUCAUGACCAUUUGGAAGUGAGAGAUGAGUUCAAGGAAGAAAUAUCCAGAUCUCUCAAAGACGAGAAGUUGAAAAAUCGGUACAAGUGGUCUUUCGAGACUGUUCAAGGCUUCUUCGCUCAAUCCGAUGAGAAAACUGAUGACGUGGAAUUCAAUUACGCUUUCAACAAUAUCGGAAGACUCAAAAGCUGGGACCAGCUCAUAGCUGACUUGAAAGAGUUGAACAGGAAUGCUAAGCCUAACGAGGUGUUCAAAUUGGUGGUCUCUGCCAGGCAUGGUGAAGGCUUCCACAAUGUGGUCGUUGAUAAGCACGGGGCCUUAGCGUGGGAGGAGAAAUGGAGCCACCUCAAUAGCGAUGGGGAGUAUGAGUACGGCCCUGAUGCCAUGCUCUCUGAGAAGGGCAUUAACCAGGCUAAGCAGAACCACGAUGUGUGGCAGAAGGAGAUUGAAGAGCACGGUGCCCCAUUGCCUGAUAAGUUCUUUGUCUCUCCAAUGCGAAGAUCUAUGUGGACAUUGAUAUACACUUGGGAAGGACUUCGAAACAAGGACCAGCGUGCACUCAUUGUGGAAAACUUGAGAGAGCGCUACGGUAACCACACUUGCAACAAGAGGAGCUCGAAGCAAGUGAUUGAAGAAAGAUUUGGGGAAUAUGGCAUUGAAUUUGAGGAUGGUUUUACUGAAGAAGACGAGCUUCAUGAGGAAGUUCAAGAGACACACUUCCAUCAUUGCCUCAGGACUAAUGAUUUCUGCCAGGAGCUUUUUGAACAGGAUUGGGAUGCAAAAUCUGGCUCGGUUGACAAAGAGAAAGCUUUGGCGAACUCGUUUAUUUCUACUACUUCUCAUGCUGGUACCAUCAGUGAGCUUUUGACCGUUUUUCAACAUAGACCGUUUGCUAUUUCUACCGGAGGAAUGAUUCCUGUGGUUGUUAAAGCAACUAGAAGAGAGUAA